Messenger RNA from Vigna unguiculata (cowpea), 1510 nucleotides. RefSeq names its product movement protein binding protein 2C (gene MPB2C). Gene Ontology annotation, molecular function: microtubule binding. The record is from RefSeq and is a predicted model, not a curated record. Gene Ontology annotation, biological process: plasmodesmata-mediated intercellular transport. NCBI's taxonomy places the organism in Eukaryota, Viridiplantae, Streptophyta, Magnoliopsida, Fabales, Fabaceae.
UGUCUGGAGAGGGGAGCGAGGCAUUUUCAAAGUGCAGUCAGCUCAGUGUGUGUUUCUCUCUCUAGCUUUCUCUCUCCUCUCCACUGAGUCGAGAAGUGAAGAAGAUGCAGCAUUUCGUGGAUUUGCAGGAGAAUUCGGAGUUGUCUGAGACCAAUUCAUGGCUUUCAUCGAAAGAGCACUCGUUAGCGUCCGGUGCGGCGCCCAAUACCAAUUUGGAUCGCGUCCUGUUCAACGACCUCGUCGAUAUUGUCCCUCUCGUUCAGUCACUCAUCGAUCGUAAAGCGAGCCGUUCGUUCACGCGGCGUGGUUCCAUGAUCUACACCAAGACACCUGCAAGAGAAUCGUUGUCUAAAAGAGUAACGGAUACUAAAAGUAGGAAUGCUGCCCAAUCUACUCCUGCCAAAAAGAAAAGGGAUCAUGGAGAAAAAGAACAAGGAAAAAAUGGUGGCAAUGACACUGAUGCUUAUUCCACAUUUUCUUCAAGAGACAGUGAAGAGUUGAAUGUGUUGAAGGAGCAGGUAGAGGAACUUCAGAGGAAAUUGUUGGAGAAAGAUGAACUUUUAAAGUCAGCAGAAAACACAAGAGACCAGUUGAAUGCUUUUAAUGCAAAACUUGAUGAGCUGAAACACCAGGCUUCAGAAAAGGACACGUUACUGAAGUUUACGCAACAGCAGCUCUCUGAUGCUAAAAUUAAGCUCGCAGACAAGCAAGCUGCUCUUGAAAAGAUACAGUGGGAAGCGAUGACAUCCACCAAGAAAGUAGAGAAACUUCAAGAUGAGCUAGGUUCCAUGCAAGCGGAUAUUUCAUCAUUCACGUUAUUACUGGAAGGAUUAUCAAAAACUGACACUGCUAAAUACACCGACAAUUAUGAUGUGAAGCCUUAUGAUUUCAGUCCUCUGCCUAGUAUUGAUGAUUUGGACGAGAUGGAUUUACAGGAAAUGGAAGAAGCAAGAAAAGCUUAUAUGGCCGCUGUUGCUAUUACCAAGGAAAAACAAGACGAGGAAUCUAUUACGGCUGCUGCCAGUGCUAGGUUACAUCUUCAGUCACUUAUUUUCAAAUCCAAAGAUUUUAACCUGUAAGGUCACUAGUUUUAUUUGAUGUGUCUACACAUUAGGUCCCUUUAGUCAAAAUGGUCAGGCACUUAUCCUAUCUUAGGGAGAUUGAUUUGCUUACAAGCCUGUUUCUGAACAAAUAUUUAAAGUUGUGCCGUUUAUGUGAUGAAGUACUAAACGAGCAUGUUCAAUGAAGUGAAAACGAGCAUUCAGAAUAUCACCACACCAAUGGAUCGGAUUUUCAAAACCAGAGUUAAUCAUGACCUGAUUUGUUUUAGUUUCUUUAAAGUGGCAUUCUGCAAGUUUUCUUCUAGCAGCUGAUUCCCAUUGACAGUGGUUAUACACACACACACACACGUAUUGAUUUGUGGACCUUCCCUUUUUCACACCUGCGAGCUGCAACUCUUAUGGCUGACAAUGCCAAAGUAUUAAUGUAAAAUUUCAUUUUCUGCUCCCAA